UGACCACUUCCGGUCUAGCUAGCAAGCUUAGCGUGGCGGCGAGAGUUUAAGGAGAUUUCCAUGCCUUGAAUUGGCUUCCUGCUCUUUUCAGGCUGCUGUGAUGUCAUCUUCAGAGUCCAAGCCCCCCACUCCAACCCAGGGAGACUCGUACAAGGGCUGGCUCUUCAAGUGGACCAACUACAUCAAAGGUUACCAGAGACGCUGGUUCGUCCUUAACAACGGGCUGCUCUCAUAUUACCGGAGCCAAGCCGAGAUGGGCCACACGUGCCGCGGCACCAUCAACCUGGCCACGGCUAACAUCGUUGUGGAGGACUCGUGCAGCUUCGUCAUCUCCAACGGGGGCGCGCAGACGUACCACCUGAAGGCCAGCUCGGAGGUGGAGCGCCAGCGCUGGAUUACCGCCCUGGAGCUGGCCAAAACAAAAGCCUUUCCCUCGCCGGAUCUAUCCGACGAGUCGGGCAGCAUGGAAAUUCAGUCGACCCUGCGCACGCUCAACGGCAAAGUGGAGGACCUCAACACCUGCAACGAUCUUAUCGUCAAGCACGGAUCAGCCCUGCAAAGAUCUUUGUCAGAACUGGAGGGCAUUCACGCCGCAGCGGACAUGAGCGAGAAGAUCAGACAAGUCACCGAGAGGGCCACGCUCUUCCGAAUCACUUCCAACGCAAUGAUCAACGCGUGCCGAGACUUCCUGGCCGUGGCUCAGAACCACAGCAAGCGCUGGCAGAAGUCUUUUCAGCUGGAGAGGGCGCAGAGGAUCCGCUUGGAGGAGAUGCUGGAGCAGCUGGCCAAGCAGCACAACCACCUGGAGCGAGCUUUCAGGGGAGCCACCGUGCUGCCGCCGUCGCACGACGACAUGGACGGAGGAAGCAAAGGCGGAUUGUCGGGAAAGGGGGACGCCAGCGACGAGGAUGACGACAACGAGUUUUUUGAUGCCAUGGAGUUCAUCACCGUUCCCGCGGACCCCAAAUAUCACAGGAGAUCUAGCAGCAACGCAAGCAGGCUGAGCAACGAGACCAGCGCGGACGACCUGUCGUUUGACGAGCUGUCGCUGGCGUCCAGCCCGGAGUCCCCGCCGCCUCUGAAGCCGGAACUGGUCAAGCGACGGCGGACGUGCAUCCCGGAGAAGCCCAACUACUACCUCAACCUGUGGAGCAUCAUGAAAAACUGCAUCGGCAAGGAGCUCUCCAAGAUACCAAUGCCCGUGAAUUUCAACGAGCCGCUGUCCAUGCUGCAACGCCUGUCCGAGGAUCUGGAGUACUACGAGCUGCUGGACAAGGCGGCCAAGUGUUCGAGCUCGCUGGAGCAGAUGUGCUACGUGGCCGCCUUCACCGUGUCGUCCUACUCCACCACCGUCCAGCGCACCGGCAAGCCCUUCAACCCUCUGCUGGGGGAAACCUUCGAGCUGGAUCGCCUGCCAGAGUGCGGCUACCGCUCUCUUUGCGAGCAGGUGAGCCACCACCCGCCCGCAGCGGCCCACCACGCCUUCUCCGAGAAAGGCUGGACGCUCCGACAGGAAAUCACCUUAGCCAGCAAGUUCCGAGGAAAAUAUUUGUCCAUCAUCCCCUUAGGCUCUAUCCAGUGCAUCUUUGCCAAGAGCGGCAACCAUUACUCUUGGAAGAAAGUGACCACCACCGUGCACAAUAUUAUCGUGGGCAAGUUAUGGAUCGAUCAGUCAGGGGAGAUCGAUGUGGUCAACCACAAGACGGGCGAUCGCUGCCACUUGAAGUUCACUCCCUACAGUUACUUCUCCAGAGAUGUGCCAAGAAAGGUGACGGGCGUGGUGACGGACAAAGACGGCAAGGCGCAUUACGUGCUGUCGGGCACGUGGGAUGAGAAGAUGGAGUUCUCCAGGAUCAUGCAGAGCAGCAAGAGCGAAAACGGCGCCGAGGGCAAGCAGAGAACCGUCUACCAGACUCUCAAAGCCAAGGAGAUAUGGAGGAAGAACCCUCUGCCAGAGGGAGCAGAGAGCAUGCACUUCUUCUCCACGCUGGCGCUGACGCUCAACGAACCCGAGGAAGACGUGGCGCCCACCGACAGCCGGCGGCGGCCCGACCAGCGUCUCAUGGAAGAGGGUCGCUGGGACGAGGCCAACGCCGAGAAGCAGAGGCUGGAGGAGAAGCAGCGGACGGCUCGUCGGGAAAGAGAGCGGGAGGUCGUCAAGGCGGCCAACACGCCAGACGAAGCUUCCUCUCAGGAUUCAAACAGUGACUCGCCUUUGAAAACCGAAGCGGAUGAGAUCGGAACGGAAGCCAGUGAGAUUUCGGACGAAACCGUCCAUCCAGACAGCUACCAAUCGCUGUGGUUCGAGAAGGUCGACGACCCCACGUCGGGAGAGACCAUGCACGUCUACAAGGGCGGCUACUGGGAGACCAAGGACGGGGGCGGCGGCUGGGACGUUUGCCCCGACAUCUUCUGACCAUAGGCUCUGGUGGAAAAGGUUACAUUAAAAAAACGAAAGAAUUAAAUCAGAAUUUUGUUCAAAUUUACAAUAUUCGGUGGCUCAUUUUCAAUUCAAACAUUGUAAGUCAAACAAAGAUAAAAUACUUGAGGCUGCAAACAAUUUUUUUCUUCUGCACUUUGUACAAUUUUUGCUUCCCUACAGACUGAAGGACUGCAGUGGAUGAGAUCAUUCCUUGGUUUCCACUUUUAAAGUGUGCUUAACUUCUGUCAUCAAAUACUGAGUGACAUUUUUACAUGCUGUAGUAUAUCUUUCUCUCCCCCCCCCCUCGCAAACUGUGGUGCCUUGACAUACGAGUUUGAUAUAUUCCACAUCAAUACUCGUAACUCACAUACAGCCAUGUAGACACAAGCAAAAAAAAAAGUACUACAAUUGUAAGAUGCUGUAAUAUUAGUCCUUUCUCAUAAAGGACUCAUGAGUGUUGUUAUAUUAUCUGUCUACAUGUGUUGUUGGAAAAAAAACGUGACUUUUGUUGCUAACAGUUAGCAUGUCAAUGACAUUUUCCAUUAUAUGUUAGCAUUAGUGUCGCGGGACGUUACUGAGGCGGUUAAUUUAUAGACACUGUUAUUCUCUUGUUUUAUGUUUCGUGUAGACUUCAAGUGGGCGUGGCGUCAAAGAACUUUAAUCCUUGCGUGAGGAAUUGUUGGUUGUUUGCUAAAGGGCUGCUUUGUUUGAGUUGAGUCACCUGCCACUCGUAUCUCAAGGUGUCACUGCCCCUUUCUCCCAAGCUUCAUGGUUCACAAUCAUGUUCGGAAUCUGGGUUUGUAAUUUUGUCUGUUACUUCUGCACCAAAAAUGUACAUGAGUGUAUGUAAAGACAAGUUUAGCAGAAUACAUUGUUCCUGGUGGUUUUAAGAUAUCGGUGAUCUGCACUCCAUUUCGGUUUUUGAGAACAUUCAGAGCUUUAUUGUUGUGUUAUUUUACAGGGU
Molecule: messenger RNA, 3386 nt
Organism: Syngnathus acus (greater pipefish)
Lineage: Eukaryota; Metazoa; Chordata; Actinopteri; Syngnathiformes; Syngnathidae
Product: oxysterol-binding protein 1-like
Exons: 18
Coding region: 101-2416 (771 amino acids)
Cellular component (GO): cytosol; intracellular membrane-bounded organelle; membrane
Molecular function (GO): sterol binding
Source: RefSeq, a predicted model, not a curated record